GAUUUCGCCACUUUCGAUGGCAUCAGUGAACAGCCGUUGAAAAUCUCGGAUGUCAUCCAGAAGGCAUUCAUCGAGGAGGGUACAGAAGCAGCAGCGGCAACAGAGGAAGGAAUGGUCCCAGUAUCGGUCUCAACGCUGGAGCCGGAAGAAUUCAUUGCCGACCAUCCGUUUCUGUACGCCAUCGUUCUGCGCAAAAAAACACUACUUUUUGUUGGAAGAUUGGUUAAGCCAUAG
Gongylonema pulchrum is the source of this 234-nucleotide messenger RNA. Lineage: Eukaryota; Metazoa; Nematoda; Chromadorea; Rhabditida; Gongylonematidae. The record is from the annotation of a GenBank genome assembly.